ACUUUCCUUUGUACAAAGAGCAUGUAAUCAAGAAAGGUUAUCUUUGUUGUUUCUAAUCUAUAAGUGACUAUAGGUAGAUAACUACUUACUAUUUGUGAUCAGUGUAAUAAUGUUAAUUGUAAAGUUGUGCGGCAAAUGAAAGUGAUUGUGAUGGGUGGUUUUCAAAGCAAAAGGUCCACAAAGCCGAAAAUUGCAGGAGAAACGAACAAAAAUCAAAAAAUGAAACAGGAAGAGACACACGAAGUCGAUGAUCCAAUUUUGUUAGAACAGGAAAUAAUAGAUCAUAUGAAAACUGAAUUUAAUGAGGAACCGGAAAUGUUUAUCUUGAAUCAACUACUUAUGAGCUACAUGUUUUUUGAUGACUAUCAGAAGGAUAUUGCGAGAUGUGUAAGUUCACCACCUGUAAGCAACAAUUUAAUGCAAGAUCAUGAAAAAGCACUACUCCUUCCCGAUGUUAUACUAAACCACGUUGGGCGAAAAAUCAAAUUGGAAACAACGGACGGAGAGUUACAACCGCUAGUAUCACAAAGAAUGUAUAUUCUCCACAACAACAUAGAAGUCGUAAACAAAACGGACCCCAAUUACAGUAGAAUUGACAACAGUUACAGAGCAGAGAUGGAAGAAUCAAGGCCUAGAGGUUUUGUCAAACUGAAUGUACUAGGCACACCUAGAGGUUCACACAGCAGACACAACUCCAUUGAUUUUCAGUCAACAGAUAAUGAUGUCAAACAUUCACUUAAUAGGCCAUCGACAUCAAGAGACACUGAUGUGAAUGAUGCAGAAUAUGGCUACACAACCAUAACGGCUUUAAAGACACUCCAUAGUGUUGAUGUUUCAAAAACCAACAUAUAUACCAACACUGCACAAUUCCCGAAGAAAUGCAUAUCAGAAAAGCAAGUAAAAAAUUUGUAUGGUUCUGAAUGGGAUUCUGACGAAGACGACUGUAUCGAUUCAAGUGAAAAACAAGUGAAUGAAUCUUCAUUAUUCGUAACUCGUUAUUACCUAAAUUCAACCGAGUUUAUGGAGCACUUUACAAGAAACGUAUUUCCAAAUUACUUAGCGGCGAUUUUGGAAUUUCCAAGCAAUUUUAUAAAGCAAACAAAAUCAAUUUAUGGCGCACUUUAUUGUGAUAGUAUCGACUGUGAUAACAACAAAAUCAGAUUUGAAAUAGUGCCUGUAAUACCAAUAGGUUGGCCACAAGAAAUUGUGUUCGAAUGGUAUUGGAGGGAGCGCGUUACAGUAAGUGUAAAGAGAGGUAGAUGGAUUUACAAGUGGCCAACGGAUAACAUGAUACAGGAAAUACAAAGUUUAAGUUGUGUACUCACACCUAAAGGGUUUGCCCCUAAAAAAUUCACUAAUCCUGAAAUGCAGAUUGAAUGGGAAAUUCACUUUCCCAAAGCGGAACGGUAUCUAGAGCUAACGAUGUCGCACGCUCAAAUGCGAUGCUAUUUAUUCCUUGUGAUUCUCUUUCGAAAGCUAAUUGAGCCGAAAACUCAAACGCACGGAAUUCUCGUGGAACACAUCCGGCACCUCAUGUUUUGGGAAUGCGAGUCAAACUACUGCAACUGGCCCGAGCACAGGCUCGGUGCUAAACUAUUGUUAAUACUCCAAAAUUUGUUAAACAGCAUGAGUAAACAGAAGUUGCCUCAUUAUUUUAUAAGAAAUAAAAAUUUGUUGUACAACAUACCUACCAAAUACUUAAUAUCAAAAAUGGAAAUACUACAAAACGCAAUCCAAGAGCCAGUACUCGGCUUUAUUGCAAGUUUAAAACACUUGAGAUACACCAGUCCUAAAUUUUAUUCGGCGCCCGACUUACAAGAGUUGCACAAAAUUAUCAAAUCAGAGAAUGUGUACGAUUCAAAUGUGCAAGAAACUAUAGUGGCAUCAGAAGUAAUACAAAGUCAAUCCAGGGGAAGGAAUAACGAGACCGAACCUAAAAAGAAAAGGAACAAGGAGGAGGAUUGGGAUCGCAGGUAUCUGCAAUCCAAAUUGCAGAAAAAUAUUCAAAAACUGAAGAGGAAUGGCGAAAUUGCCGCAAAACGGCUUGCUGAGCAAUCAGAUGAAGUCUCGAUACGAGAACGUUUUCAUAACGACAUAGCUAGACAAAUCCGACUUCUCGAAUUUUUCAUACAUGUUUUUAGAAAAAUUUCUGAAAAAAGUUCAAAAAUUGCCUCAACACACCAAACUCAACUGUACUUAAAGCAAGCGUGGUGCCUAACUAAAGUGUUAGAGGAUAUCGACAAGGAAGGGGCUUUAACAUUGCAAGAACGCAUCAGAGCCGAAGAAGAAAAAUUCCUGAGGAGGAAAACUGCCGAAACCCAUAAUCCUGGUAUACCCAAAAGAAAUACGAUUUUAAAUAGUAAGGGGGUUGAAAGUAAAGUCUCAAAUUUAGUCACAGAUAGAGAAAAAAUGGAAAAUGGAAGCGCCACUAUCGUUGACAUUCAUGAUGUGGGGAAUAAGAACGUAACUGACUACUCCACUUGUGGCGUAUUGGAACAGAUGCACGAAGGGUUGACUGUUCACAACGACACAAAUGAAUCACCACCACUCAAGGCACUAGGUUCAAAAAUAAUUCCUGAUGUUGUCGAGAUCGAAUCCACAAAUUUAUAACUCAAUUGUUUACCCUAUGUAUUAAGUGAUUAAAUAAAUUAUGUUUAUGACCUCUUCUGAAAACACAACUACAACUUUAUCUUCCUCGAGUUUAUUGCAACGAAUAAAACAGUUCCGGCGGACUGAGAAUAAGAACCCUAGUUUUGAGAAGAGAUGAGAAGCAAGCGGGUGGAUGGCAGCACCUUGAUUCCUUGGAAGAACUCAUUUGGGACUCGACUUGGGUGGAAACACUCUGCGCCUCUUAC
Messenger RNA from Photinus pyralis (common eastern firefly), 2855 nucleotides. RefSeq lists its product as uncharacterized. The coding region runs from base 136 to 2610 and encodes 824 amino acids. The transcript has 4 exons. The record is from RefSeq and is a predicted model, not a curated record. Lineage: Eukaryota; Metazoa; Arthropoda; Insecta; Coleoptera; Lampyridae.